Rubroshorea leprosula is the source of this 2133-nucleotide messenger RNA. NCBI's taxonomy places the organism in Eukaryota, Viridiplantae, Streptophyta, Magnoliopsida, Malvales, Dipterocarpaceae. The record is from the annotation of a GenBank genome assembly.
AAGUGGGUCUACAAAAAGGACGAUGGCUUUGAACUUUCUAGAGACAGAAGCAGUUGUGUAAUAACUGCAUACUGUUGAGGUUUGGUUUCUUGUUUGAAUACUGACUUGAGUAGUUAAGUUUGUGUUUAAUUGUAGUUUCCUUUCUCAAGCAAAAGUGAAAGAUAAAGGAACAGGAUUAAUGUGGUUUGGGUGAGUGUUUUAAUAGUUGAGUUUAUAAUUUCUGAAUUUCUGUAUGAAAUUUGUGGGAUUAUUUGGAGAGAGAGAGAGAGAGAGAGUGAGGAAGGUCUCUUUUGGGGCUUAGUUUGGGAGGAUAGCUUUGGAGGUUUCUGACUAAAGUUGCUUAGAAUGGCAGAAAACUCCGGUAGUGAUAAAGAACUGAGGUCACUGGCACUAACACCGACAUGGUCUGUUGCUACCGUGUUGACAAUAUUUGUGGUGGUUUCUUUGGUUGUGGAACGCUCAAUUCACUGCCUGAGCAAUUGGUUGCGGAAAACCAACAGAAAACCUUUGCUUGCAGCUGUAGAGAAAAUGAAAGAAGAGUUAAUGCUGCUUGGCUUCAUAUCCCUCUUUCUAACAGCCACCUCAAGCACAAUUGCCAAUAUUUGCAUUCCAUCAAAGUUCUACAAUAGCACUUUUGCUCCAUGUACCAGGUCUGAAAUUGAUCAACAACUUGAAGAUGAUGGUUCCAAGGAGCGAAAACUUUUGAUGAGUCCUGUUUCUCACUCAUUUAGGAGAAUUUUGAAUAGCAUGAAUCGAAAUACCUGCAAAGAGGGUCAUGAGCCUUUUGUGUCAUAUGAAGGUCUUGAGCAGUUGCACCGCUUCAUAUUUGUCAUGGCUAUCACACAUAUAUCCUACAGUUGCUUAACGAUGUUGCUGGCAAUUGUGAAGAUUCAUAGUUGGAGGGCAUGGGAAGAAGAAGCUCAUAUGGACCGACACAAGUCAUUACACAAAAUUACACGAGAGCUGACAAUGCGAAGGCAAACCACUUUUGUCAGAUACCAUACAUCAAGCCCCUUUGCCAAAAAUAGUGGCCCUCUGUGGGGAUUUGUUGUUGCCUUCAUGCUGUUCAAUGUGAAAGGGUCUAACCUAUAUUUCUGGAUUGCUAUCAUUCCCAUUACUCUGGUUCUUCUUGUGGGAGCAAAGCUACAGCAUGUUAUUGCAACACUGGCACUUGAAAAUGCUGGCAUAACCUUUGCGGGAAAGUUGAGGCCAAGAGAUGAACUUUUCUGGUUCAAUAAGCCAAAACUGUUGUUGUCCCUCAUUCAUUUUACUCUUUUCCAGAAUGCAUUUGAGCUGGCUUCAUUCUUUUGGUUUUGGUGGCAAUUUGGAUAUAAUUCUUGCUUUAUUCAGAAUCAUUUGCUGGUUUACCUACGACUUAUUUUGGGGUUUGCUGGACAGUUCCUAUGUAGCUACAGCACUUUGCCACUCUAUGCUUUGGUUACCCAGAUGGGAACGAACUAUAAAGCAGCAUUAAUUCCACAAAGGAUAAGAGAGACAAUGCAUGGAUGGGGAAAGGCAGCAAGGAGAAAGAGGAGGCAUGGGCAUUACACGGAUGAUUCAACCAUUCAUACAGACACAAGCACAGUAAUGUCACUGGAAGAAGACGAUCACCAGAUACUUGAUGUUCCCGAAACUGGCACUGGUACACACACUGAGAUAGAGUUACAACCACCACCUGCUGCCAUAUCCAGUGCUACUCUAGUUGCUAAUGAAACUUCAAGUAGGGCUACCACACCUCUACUCCGCCCCUCUGCUUCUAUUUCUCCAACAUCUAUGUCCGUCUUACAGACAGAAUGGAUUCCAAGAUCAUCAUCAAUGCCAGCCAGGAGAGAAUGAUACAGUUAUAUCCAUUUAUGAAUUAAAAGUUUGAGGAAGGAAAACAAAGUGAAUACCACUAAUUAUUUGUAAGCUUCACCUUGUUUUUAGAAGGUUAUGGGAAUCAAAUGGAAAGGCUUGAGCUUGUUUCUGCUGUGAAACAAUUUCUUUCCAUUUCCCUUACGUUAAGAAUCCAUGUUUAAUGUUCACAGAUUACUUAUAAUGUUGUAAGUUGUAGUAUAGACUAAUAUAGUACAAGGAACACGUACAUGAUGUUUGUUUUAAUGUAGACUUCAGUAUUAAAAUUGUCAAUCCCAG